AUGCAGUUUUUUAUGUGACACAUACUUAGUACGAGCAACUUUAAAAAUGUGCUUCAAAAGUGGUGUUUUUUCAUGGCAACACACCGUUUCUGAUGCAGCCUUUGCUGGCGGAUUUUGACCCUUUUCGCUUGCCAUAGACUACUCACUCCCUGACGGUGAACUGUCGAGGAAGAAGACAAGCAACCUUUGGAAGUCAGUGCUGUAUUUCGGCCCAGCAAUGCCUUCGGUUAAGAGCUUAACAAUAGAAUACGACUCCCUGAAUGAGGAAGGGACGUUUUCCGAAGGAGACAUUAUGACUGGAAUAGUAACGCUGACUUUGCGUAAGGAUACUAAAGUUAAGUCGCUGUUUGUGAAACUGAAGGGAGACGCGGACGUAUUUUGGAGCGAAACCAGCGAAGAACGCAACGACGAGUACAGCGCUCAUACUAGAUAUUUCAAGCUGAAGCAGUCUGUAACUCCGAAGGACUCUGACGAAACCGCGUUGCCUCAGGGGAUCCAUGUAUUUAAGUUCCGCUUUCAGAUUCCACCAGGAAGCAUGCCAUCGUCGUUCAGGGAGCUCGAUGGGAAUAUAGUCUACAAAAUUGAGGCCAAACUGUGUAGAAGUUGGAGAAUGGAUGUCACUGCAUCGAAGGAGUUGCCGUUUAUAUCCAAGUUUCUCCCCAAUAUUCAAUCACCAAUGGUGAAAGGAUGGAACUUGUUUUAUCAGUUAAAAACUCUUCCUCCAAAAAAGUGACACCCAAGUUAAGUUUCAAAAAAACAGUCACUUUCUACGCCAAAGGAACUUCCAAGAGUUCCACAGAAGAAAUCAGUAGGAUGGUUUUUGACUCCAUUGAGCAAAAUGACGAAAAAGAACUCAAGUGUGUCAUGAAGAUUCCUGCCAAUCAGGCACCAUCAAUCCAGAACUGUGAUAUAAUUAAACUCGAAUACACCUUAAAGGUGUACCUGGACAUUAGUUUGUCUUUCGAUCCAAAGAUAGUCUUUCCCAUAACUAUUUUACAUUCCGACGUAGUUUCUCGCUUUCAGCGUGACGUCACUGGUCCUAGUGAUUUUGGUGGCCCGAGCAACAGCGACUUUCCUAAGCCUGCUGUCUCUAUGGGCCCUUACCCUGUACCUCCUCAAGUAGGCGGUUACGGAUACCCUGCAGGUCAGGGAUUUUCAGCACCUCCUCCAGAGUACCCAGGUGACUCACAGCCUCAUGCUGCUCCUCCAGGCAUGUACCCUCCUUUGCCUCCAGUGUCUGAGGGCUACGGCAGAGCAGUGCCACAGCAGCCUGUUCCUUACGGAUCUGCAGUUUCUACACCUUACCUCUCACCCACUGGCACACCUAUUGACCAACCUCCAUCAGCCCCACCCAUGGAGCCACAAUUUUCCCCACCUUCUCUAGCACCGCCGGCCUACAGCUCUUUGUUUUCUUCACCUGUGAUGAAUGAAGAUUUCCUUUCUCAGGGAGACAAAACUCCAUCAAAGUAAUCUAUUUAUAUCAUCCACUCCUUAUAUCUGACAUUUACGCCUUGUUUCAACUGAGGCUUCCAGCUUGUCAGAACUAACUGGACCAGACCGUACUACUCCUGACUAGACCAGACUGGACCAGACCACUCAGUAGGAACACGGUUUUAAUAACCUCAAUAAAGUACCACAUAGAUGCCUUGUGACUUGCUGUGUAAGGCAUGCAAAUGGCAUGCUAACAAAGGAUUAGCAUUUAACUUUUCCUCUUCUUUGGGGUCCAGAUGACUCCAACCACAUAUUGAUGUGUGAUUCUUUCCAUGACAAAUGUGGACAAAGGUGGACAGGAUUUUAUGUCUGCCAUGGACACUAGUGAAACUCAAAAAUCAAUAAUAAAAAAAAGUUCAGCGCACUGUCUUGUGGGGUCCAGAUGACCCCACUUUUAAUGUAAACAAGCUAAGGAGAGCGGAAGGGUUAAAAGUUCUUCACAAGAGAACAAUGUUUACUGGUGGGCUGUUGUAUGCCAAAAUAAUACUUUAUUAAUGUUAAGAGCUUACUAGAAAGCUUUAACCAGUAAUAGUUGCUGUCAAAGUAUGCAUCGAGAGACACUUAAUAUUGUACUACCCAGAAUUUUUUUUGAAAAUAUGUCUCUACAGCUUUAUGUAAACGGUACUUUCACAACUUCAAAGCCAGUCAUUUUUGUUUUUAUGUUUUAUUCAUCUUAAUAUUUUAACUUAGAAGUUGUUUUUACAGACUUUUUAUUGAUUUUACUAAGUGCCUGAAUCUUUAUCGAUUAUAUAAGUUGAAACAUUUAUUUUAACCUGUUUUACAUUUCUAAACACUGGGAGGAUCAGCCCCUUGAGAGGGCACAUCUCGUUUUCCUCGUUUCUUUUGCAGGUAAGCUCCUUGGGUUGAGUUAGUUGGGUUUUUGUUUGUUAUUUUUGGCCUUGGUUCACCCUGAAGCGUUUUUGCUUCACACUUGGUUAUUGUUUGGUGGUUUUUGUUCUUGUAAAUAAAUUUGUUACUUUUUAUGGA
Oryzias melastigma (Indian medaka) is the source of this 2478-nucleotide messenger RNA. RefSeq names its product arrestin domain-containing protein 3. Gene Ontology annotation, biological process: protein transport. Lineage: Eukaryota; Metazoa; Chordata; Actinopteri; Beloniformes; Adrianichthyidae. The record is from RefSeq and is a predicted model, not a curated record. Gene Ontology annotation, cellular component: cytoplasm; plasma membrane.